Molecule: messenger RNA, 1680 nt
Organism: Salvelinus sp. IW2-2015
Lineage: Eukaryota; Metazoa; Chordata; Actinopteri; Salmoniformes; Salmonidae
Product: early estrogen-induced gene 1 protein
Source: RefSeq, a predicted model, not a curated record
ACCAGCCCACCCUGAUUCAAAGUAAAGUGUGAAUGUCCUUUUAUUGGCCUGAGGAGAUGUCCUGUUGUCUUCGUUGAACAUGAGGUCCGAAUCAACACUGGGUCAUCAGAGAUACUGAGCCAACACAAUCAAGGACUUCCAAGCUCCUGAUUGAAAACGAUUUUUUAUUUUUAUUACUUUGUUUCAUUUCCUAUCCUUUUUGUUGGUCAAUCCCAAAGGUUUAAUUUAGGAAUAUGUCUGCUGCAUAAACCUAUCAAUUAUUGACAUUUCAGUUCAGUUCAGUCUCAAUGGCGUUUUUAAUGAAAAAGAAGAGGUUUAAGUUUCAAAUCCAUUUUACAUUGGAGGAGCUCACAGCCGUGCCGUUUGUCAACGUGGUACUUUUCUGCAAGAUCCGAUUGUUGGAAGGUGGGGACUUUGCCGUCUCAUCAUCCAGGGAGGAGGUUCAGCAGAACUGUGUUCGUUGGAAAAAGAAGUUCUCCUUCGUCUGUAAAAUGAGUGCCAAUCCUACCACUGGAGUCCUGGACCGAUGCAUCUGCAGGGUUUCUGUACGCAAGGAGCUUAAAGGAGGAAAGACAUUUUCAAAGCUGGGCUUUGCUGACCUCAACAUGGCGGAGUUUGCUGGCUCAGGCUCCACCGUGCACUGCUGUAUUCUCGAGGGCUACGACACCAAGAACACUCGACAGGAUAACUCCAUUCUCAAGGUUACUAUUGGAUUCACACUUUUGUCAGGAGAUCCCUGCUUUAAAACGCCCCCCAGCACUGCCAAGUCCGUCUCUAUCCCGGGCCAGGACCCCUCCCUGCAGCUGGACUGUAAGGGCGAGGGUACCGAUGCCAACUAUAACCCUCCCCCAGGGAGCGUCACCAGGACAUCAUCAGGACGGCCCCUCAAACCCAGACUCCCCUCAGCUCCCCUCAACUCUGGUCUACCUAGGGAGCAGUUGGAGCAGAACCUGUCCAACCCAGAUGAAGUGUUUCACACAGGACACUCCCGGAACUCCAGCUACGCCAGCCAGCAGAGCAAGAUAUCAGGCUACAGCAUGGAACACUCUCGCUCCUCCAGCUUGACAGACCUCACCCACCGCCGCAAUGCCUCAACCAGCAGCAGUACCUCCGGGAGCCUGGGCACCCCUACCCAGACCCCCCACGUCUUCGCCCACCCCCUCGCAGCAGACCCCCAGACACCAGGAGAGCCAGGCACCAAGCCUGAGAGACCCAUACGGCCCCUACGCCCUGUCCUGCUCUCCAAUAGACCCUCCAGGAGGAAGAAGGACUCUGUGGAAAGCCACCCCACCUGGGUGGACGACACGCGCAUCGACGCCGACGACAUUGUGGACAAAAUCAUCCAGAGCCAGAACUUUGCUGAUGUCAACAACCACAAAGAAGACAGCAACCUCAGAUUGUUUGUCAGCAAAGAUGGGACUACAGCCCUGAGUGGGACACAGCUGGGAAACAGGGUGAUUGCUGGUGCCUUUGAGCCAGUAGUGAUCGAGAGCCACUAACGAUGAAGAUGGAUGGAUGUCAAAUCACUCUAACCCCCCCCUCCCUGUCUCACUCAUUCUCUCAGCUGGUGGGCAAAGGGUACAUGAGGGACACUGAAGACAACUCCACUGUUUUGAACUGUUUUGUGUGUGUGUGUGUGUGUGUGUGNUGUGUGUGUGUGUGUGUGUGUGUGUGUGUGUG